GUUGGCGUUGUGUUGCCAUAUCCAAGUCAUUUAGGCUCUGCUUAGUUGUGGGAAAUAUAUGGUUUAUUGAUUUCACAUCGGCUGCGGGGUUUUGCAAGAUAUCUUUUUGUUUUCACCAUCAAUAGUUUCUCGAAUAAUUUCUGCGAAGAUGUUGAGUUGGCCAAUCAUGACGGGGCCCUAUAUAGAUCCAUCUGAAUAUGAUCACUGUCCUACUCCACCGGAUUGGGGAGAUGAGGAUAACGAUAAUGAUGGUGAUAUUUCCGUCGCUGAAUCACCUCUGAAGAAGCCAAAAACUGACGGAAAAGAAGGUGGCGAUGGUUCUGAUGAUGAAAGUGUUUUCUAUAAUGAUGAAGAAAGGGAUCGAUUUUGGGACUAUCAUAAAAUGGUUAUGAAAUAUCAGGGUUUUCAUAUGGAUCCCAAUCUAGUUCCCGAGAGGUGUAUGGGUAAGAUUUUUGCUAUCCAUCUUGAUAGGGAGGACACCAAAGAGUACUAUAAAAUAGGAGUCCCUAAAGCAGCUCGCUUGGCGGUUGAUUUUUAUAAUGCCAGGAAUGACAAGAAGAAGCCGAAGCUGGAAUAUGUUGGCAUUAAGAAGGCUAAUCACCAGAUGAGAAAUUUAUUUAUAACCUUUAAGGCGAAAUUCAAAGAUUCUUCUUCUGAAGAACUCCGAACUUAUCAAACAUUAGUAAUUUAUUCCUCUAAACACGCUGAGGUUGAGUUUGUCAGACCAGAACCGAGACACCACAAAAUCAAAGGUGAAGAUGACUGGCUCUUCUGAUUAAUCAGCUAAAAGCAAUUUAUGUGCAUUGGACUCUUGAGUGGGAUACAUGAAAUGAUGCUCCUAGUAAUUGUGCAUAAAUUGCGAUCCAUAAUACUUUAGUCAUUUUUCAAUUCUAUCUUCACGUUAAAAACUGAUCAAUUUUAUCAUAUUUCAUAUUUUUUUCCGUUUCAAA
Molecule: messenger RNA, 950 nt
Organism: Mercurialis annua (annual mercury)
Lineage: Eukaryota; Viridiplantae; Streptophyta; Magnoliopsida; Malpighiales; Euphorbiaceae
Exons: 4
Coding region: 149-775 (208 amino acids)
Source: RefSeq, a predicted model, not a curated record